AAUGUAGCGAAUGUCCCGACUGCGCCCCGCACUCGGCGCUCGGGACGGCCAAGGGGGAAGAUGGAGACCGGACCGCGCCGUCGGGGCCGCCGCCGCCGUUGACUCGUUCUCUCACCGCCCCUCCCGUAGGCGAGCGGCGGCGCUGGGCGCCCCGACGAGACAUCGUCAGUCUUCAAAAUGAUGAUUCCCAAGGAUUUUCAUUUUCUGUAGGAAAUGUGAAGAUCAUGAGCUGAAGUAAAACCUUGGCAGAAAUUUUGUGAUAAUUUUGCCUUUUUCUCUUUGAAGGAUUAUGUUUACAAGAAAUUGAUAGCAAUGCUUUUUUGAAGUAAUUUAAAAGAAAAAAAAAAAAAGCUGUAUUUAUGCUCAGAGAAAACUGGAUUAACAAUGAGGCCAAAGACUUUUCCUGCUACAACAUACUCUGGAAACAGCAGACAAAGGCUACAAGAGAUUCGAGAAGGUUUAAAGCAACCAUCCAAAUCUACGGGUCAGGGACUACCUAUUGGACCAGGCAGUGAAACUUCUCUGGACUCUAAGAUUUUAAUAGGCAAGGAUGCUGCAAGGCAGCAGCAGAUGAGACAAACACCCAAGUUUGGACCAUAUCAGAAAGCUCUGCGAGAAAUUAGGUAUUCUUUGCUGCCUUUUGCUAAUGAGUCAAGCACUACAGCAGCUGUUGAAGUAAAUAGGCAAAUGCUCCAGGAGCUGGUGAAUGCAGGUUGUGAUCAGGAGAUGGCUGUCCGAGCACUGAAGCAGACAGGAAGCAGAAGUAUUGAGGCUGCUCUGGAGUACAUCAGCAAGAUGAGCUACCUGGAUCCUAGAAAUGAACAGAUAGUACGUGUAAUUAAGCAGACCUCACCAGGAAAGGGUAUUGUGCCAAAUAAUGUAACCCGCAGGCCAAGCUUUGAAGGAUCAAACGAAUCUUUUCCGUCCUACCAUCAGAUCAGUAAUGCAGCCUAUGAAGGGACAGGUUUUGGAGCAGAAGGUGCAAAUAUGCUCACUGAAGUUCCAAGGCCAUAUAUGGACUAUUUAAUCUCUACUUCACAGUCUGCUGCUAUGAAUGCUCCUGUACAGAGACCCUCUGCAGUAGGCACUCACAGCACACCAACAAGCCAUCAGCAGAAAACAUACCCUGCAAAUAUUGAGUCCUCUGUGAUUAAUUAUCCAGUGGCUAAUCACAGCAAUCAAGCUUUGCAGCUGCAGGCAUCCCACGGCUCCAACAGUCAGCAUUACAGCAGGCAGCACAUGAUGGUGCAGGGAGAACCUAUGGGCUAUGGUGUUCAGCGAAGUCCAUCCUUCCAAAACAAGAUGCAGCAGGAGGGAGGAUACACCAAUCUCCCAAAUAAAGGGGCAGUUGUUCAGAAUAAUUCUGGUCAUGCAUUUCAGCAGGCACCAGCCAGCCUGUAUAUAUCACAUUCUCAUCACAAACAGACCAGUCCUUCUUCUCAUCAAAUGCAUGUGAUAUCCAGAGGUCCAGCUUUUGCGAAUGAUUUUUCAGACAGUCCACCACAAAAUCUAUUAACUCCGUCUAGAAAUAGCCUAAAUAUGGACCUCUAUGACAUGAACAAUCCUCAAGUGCAGCAGUGGCAGACAUCAACACCUUCACGACGAGAUUCUUUACAAAAUCCAGGAAUAGAAACAUCUCCACGGCAACAUGUAUCCUUCAGACCUGAUGCUACAGUGCCGAGCAGAACAAACUCCUUUAACAACCACCAGCAACAGCCGCAAGUGACAGUGUCUAUAAGACAGGUUCCUCCAGGAAAACCUGAUCCCUCAAUUACAUCCCCAAAUACCAUCACAGCAGUCACAUCUGCUCAUAUUCUCCAGCCAGUGAAGAGCAUGCGAGUGAUGAGACCUGAGCCUCAGACUGCAGUGGGACCUUCCCAUCCUGGUUGGUUACCAGCACAGGCACCAGCUGUGGAUGGCUUGGAGAUAAUGGAGCAGCAUGUGCCACCUGUAGGAGCAGCUAAUGCCUAUCAACUAGAUGUGGAUUAUGGUAACCAGGAACUGCGGUGCCCACCACCACCGUAUCCCAAGCAUUUGUUCCUUCCCGGUAGCUCCGAGCAGUUUGAUAUCAACUGCUUAUGCAUGGGUGUAGAGCAGACCCUCUGUGUAGUCCCCAGUUCAACAUGCAAUAAGGCUGAGGAGAAUAGUGAGCGAAAUGACAAAAGCAGCAAGAACACUAAAGCUGAAAAACCAAGCAAGGAUAAAAAACAGAUCCAGACAUCUCCAGUGCCUGUGCGAAAAAAUGGCAAAGAUGAAGAAAAGCGAGAAUCACGAAUAAAGAGCUACUCACCUUUUGCCUUCAAGUUCUACAUGGAGCAACAUGUAGAAAAUGUCAUAAAGACCUACCAGCAGAAAAUUAACAGAAGAUUACAAUUGGAGCAAGAAAUGGCUAAAGCUGGCCUUUGUGAAGCAGAACAAGAACAAAUGAGGAAAAUUCUCUACCAGAAGGAGUCCAACUACAACAGACUUAAAAGGGCUAAAAUGGACAAAUCUAUGUUUGUGAAAAUCAAGACUCUGGGUAUUGGUGCAUUUGGAGAAGUGUGCCUGGCCUGCAAAGUGGAUACCCAUGCCCUGUAUGCCAUGAAGACUCUGCGAAAGAAAGAUGUGCUGAACAGGAACCAGGUGGCUCACGUCAAAGCAGAGAGGGACAUACUUGCUGAGGCAGACAAUGAGUGGGUGGUUAAACUCUAUUAUUCCUUCCAAGAUAAAGAGAACUUGUACUUUGUGAUGGACUACAUCCCUGGUGGGGAUAUGAUGAGCCUGCUGAUUCGAAUGGAGGUCUUUCCAGAGCGUCUGGCUAGAUUUUAUAUUGCAGAGCUCACUUUGGCUAUAGAGAGUGUGCACAAAAUGGGAUUUAUUCAUCGAGACAUCAAGCCUGACAACAUUCUGAUAGACCUUGAUGGGCAUAUCAAACUGACUGACUUUGGACUGUGUACUGGAUUCAGGUGGACUCACAACUCCAAAUACUAUCAGAAAGGGAGCCAUAUCAGACAAGACAGCAUGGAGCCCAGUGAUCUUUGGGAUGAUGUGUCCAAUUGUAGAUGUGGAGAUAGGCUAAAAACAUUGGAACAAAGAGCUAAGAAGCAGCAUCAGAGAUGUCUAGCCCACUCAUUAGUUGGAACCCCUAAUUAUAUUGCUCCUGAAGUCCUGCUUCGUAAAGGAUACACUCAGCUUUGUGACUGGUGGAGUGUUGGUGUUAUCCUCUUCGAGAUGUUAGUGGGGCAGCCUCCUUUUCUGGCUCCUACACCCACAGAAACCCAGCUAAAGGUGAUAAAUUGGGAAAGCACACUGCACAUUCCCUCACAGAUCAAGCUAAGCCCUGAGGCAACUGAUCUCAUCACGAAGCUCUGCUGUGCUGCUGAGGACAGGCUGGGAAGAAAUGGAGCAGAUGAUAUCAAGGCCCAUUCUUUCUUUCACUCUAUGGACUUCUCUACUGAUAUUCGGAGGCAGCCAGCUCCCUAUGUUCCAAAGAUCAGCCACCCAAUGGACACUUCAAAUUUUGAUCCAGUUGAAGAGGAAGGUCCUUGGAACGAUGCCAGUGGUGACAGCACCAGGACAUGGGAUCCACUGGCCUCUUCCAAUAGCAAACACACAGAGCAUGCUUUCUAUGAGUUCACUUUCCGAAGGUUCUUCGAUGACAAUGGAUAUCCCUUCAGGUAUCCCAAACCUUCUGGAAUGGAAGUUAGCCAGUCUGAGAAACCUGAUGUGGAAGACAAAGGUGUGGUGGAUCAGACUGGAGCUUGUCAGCCUGUAUAUGUGUAAAUUAUUGUAUAGGAACUCCAGAUAAAAGACUAAUCUCAAAUCUGUUAGGGCCUCCAACUGAUCGUUUAGGAGCUGAUCCUGCAGCUCUUGUUCAGUUCUUGUAACUUCAGCUGAGGCUGAAGUCAUCCUGGGAAGUCAGAAACUUGCAGGGCCAGGUCCUAAAAAUGGCACUCUUGAAAGUUCAAGUUAGUUUUACUGUAAAUAACUUUGUUGAUAACUUGAAAUCCUGGUCUUCACCAAAAUCUGCAAGGCCAGCAGUCUGAUAUUUCUAGGACUAUUUUUAUUUGAGGUUACCAUCCCCCUACUCAGAUUAACAUUUACAGAUUUCUGCAACUGUCAGCGUUAUUUUUUAAAUGAAUAAAGAGCACUUAUAUUUUGUUUAUAGCAGGGUUUUUUUUCCUACUAAAUUAUAGGGAUUAACUUUGACAAAUCAUGCUGCUGUUCUUCUUUUCUACAUUUUUAUUUUAUCCAUAGCACUUAUUUCACAUUUAGGAAGAAGCAUAAAGCUGAAGAACAUGUGAUGAAAGGUCUCUGUGCAAUAAUAUAAGAAAGAAAAAAAAAUUAAAAAACCUACUCUCUAAUUUUCUAAAUUUACUUAUGCCAUUGUAUUCACACCGUGAUUUUUGUUUAUUAUAUGUAUUUUCCACAUUUCAAAAUUGUGACAUAACCUGAAAGCUGCUUUAUUUCCUUCUGCUUAUUGGAGUGUAAUAGAAAGUGUGAGCAAGUGACAAUUUGGGUGUGAUUUAAUUGUCUAGUGUGUGAAGAAUGUUGCAUGAGCAGUGUUUUUCUAUUUGAAAUGGCCUUUUCUUGCCAUUCACAGGCAGGUCCUGUGGAUCAGUUUUUACUGAGGGUCUAAAAUUAGACCAUUUUAAACCGUGUGUUGAUAAUGUACUGUGUGGGUGGUUUCCUCUUAUGAUUGUAUCCAAUAUUAAUUUUGUAAAACAGAUUGCAAAGGUUAUAACUGAGCAGUGAUUUUGUGGUCUGAUGUAAUAGAUUGUUUUAGUGAACAAGUGUCAUCGGCACACACGUUUCCCCACAAAGGAUCAAUAAUAACAGCAAGACCAUUAUUGCAGAGCUGAUUUGUGGCAACAGUCAAGAUGGGGCUUAUUCACGUAGCACGCGGCACAGUGUCCAUGGCUGAUACCAACAGCAAUGCAGAGCUCCUGUACUAACACCUGGAGCUCAGCAUCUUCAGCACAGAGUAUAUCCAGCUCUGCUGCUGGAACACAGCAAGAUCCUCAGUGCAAUGAGGCUGGUGCUGAGCAUGCACAGCUCCGUGGACAUCUCGGGAACCUGGAGGUACGUGGCUUUUCCAGAGAUGGGACCCUACAUGUGGGUGGCCACGUAUCCAUUUAGUAUCCUGUUAUUUUAGGCACUGACAUCUGAAAAUGUUGGUGUUGUUCAUAGGUCAUCCUGUCUUAUGUGUUGCUGUGAUGGAGCACGAUAGUCCUGCAUUUCUGUCAAAUUAUAGGCAUACUUCAAAAUAUCAAUUCUUAACUAUGUUAAAAUAUGCUUUUUUCUUAUAUGUAUAAGUGAGAAUUAUUCAAGGUGAUAUCAGAAUACUAAAGAUAAUUAAGCCAUACAUAUUUGCAUAUAUAUUAUAUAUAACUAAAUAAGUAAACACACACAAAAAUCCUUAAUUCAGAUUAGUGUAACACAGUCCUAUUUAAAGUGAUUGACAUAUAAUAACAUUUGAGGAAAGCACUCCUUUAAUGUGUUUUUGCUUUUUUUUAAUUUUAAAUCUGGAGCUUCAUUAUUUUUUCCAUAUAUUAUUCCACAUAUUAUUCCUUAAUGUUUUAGCAUAUCCUAUCCUAUCCAUUGUUUAGAUAUCUAAGCAACAACAUAUAAAUUCAUCAGCCUAAACUAAACGAAAAUGAUUGUGUAUUUGUUUACAUUUGUAUGAAAGGAAUGUUCUGAGGUAUGCAGUGCUUGUGUUGUGACAGUUCAUGUAAGAUUCAGUAUUACUGCUUUUUUAUAUAGUAAUGCCAUUUUUUGUUAUUUACAUCUAUCUGACAUUCUUUCAUGUGGUAGGUUCUUUCUCAGGAACUCAAUUUAACUGUUAUUUAUUGAUAUAUCAUUGCCUUUGAAAGCUUCUACUGGCACAAUUUAUUAAAAAUCUGAAUCAAAAUCUAAAAUGUGUUAUAUGUUCUUGAAAGGGAUAAUAUCUGCCUAUUUUAAGGCAUAAUUUUAAAUUGGAUUUU
Molecule: messenger RNA, 5963 nt
Organism: Calypte anna (Anna's hummingbird)
Lineage: Eukaryota; Metazoa; Chordata; Aves; Apodiformes; Trochilidae
Gene: LATS2
Product: large tumor suppressor kinase 2
Exons: 8
Coding region: 385-3762 (1125 amino acids)
Biological process (GO): peptidyl-serine phosphorylation; hippo signaling; G1/S transition of mitotic cell cycle
Cellular component (GO): spindle pole; nucleus
Molecular function (GO): protein binding; protein serine/threonine kinase activity; ATP binding
Source: RefSeq, a predicted model, not a curated record